Molecule: messenger RNA, 1908 nt
Organism: Malaclemys terrapin pileata
Lineage: Eukaryota; Metazoa; Chordata; Testudines; Emydidae
Gene: SRRM3
Product: serine/arginine repetitive matrix 3
Exons: 14
Coding region: 1-1908 (635 amino acids)
Molecular function (GO): mRNA binding
Source: RefSeq, a predicted model, not a curated record
AUGGCCCUAUAUAAUAACGGGGCCAAGAUGCCUUCCCCCCAGGAGGCGGCUAAUGGCUUUCCCCAACCCGGCGCCUCUGGCACCUGGCACAAGCCAGAGGAGGAGGUGCGUCUGGUGGAGCCCAGCCUGGUGAAAAAGGCUCACCGGGAGAUCCUGGAUCACGAGCGGAAGCGGCGGGUGGAGCUGAAGUGCAUGGAGCUGCAGGAGAUGAUGGAGGAACAAGGGUAUUCUGAAGAGGAGAUCCGGCAGAAAGUGGGGACCUUCCGGCAAAUGCUGAUGGAGAAGGAGGGAGUGCUCACCAGGGAGGACCAGCACGGGCGCCAGAUAGUGAUCGAAAACCACCACAUGGAGGAGUACUCCAUGGAGUACCCAGCGUACGGAGAGGGCUGCCUGCUGCCAUGUGACUGCCCAACCGACUGCUACCGAGACCACUGCAGCCACAGAGAGCACAGGCUGAAGAGGAGGAUGAGCAGCUCCCCCUCGCCGCCACCCAAGAAGAAAAAGAAAAAGAAAUCGGGUCAUCGCCGGAGCCGCAAAAAGAGGAAACCCGGAUCAGAGCGCAGCUGCGACAGCUCCUCGCCCCUCCGGAAGGAGAAGAAAAAGAAGAAUGGGAAGAAACACAGACGAGACAGGUCUGAGUCUGGAUCCCGGAAGAAGAGAAGACACAGGUCCCGGAGCCCCAAGAACAAAAGGAAAGAGAAAAACAAAGAGCGAAAGAGAUCCCCCAGCAACUCCCCAGCGCGCAGAGGCCACAGACACAGCAGUUGCAGCUCUCCCAGCGCUUCGCUCUCAUCCGAUUACAGCCACUCCAAAUCGCCCAGCAGACUAACCCCCAAGCACAGAGAGGACGGACACAAGCCCAGCAGCCUCCGCUCCAGCCGCAGCCCGUCCUCCUCUCGCACCUGGCACAGCCGCUCGGCCACGCCGCACCAGAACGGGCACAAGGGCAGCGCCCAGAACGGCCGGCACAGCCACGGCACCCCGGGCGAAAAACAGCAGGAUAGGCUGGAUUCCACGUCCCCUUCUCCCAGGGGGCACGUCAAGACCGAGCCGCCCUCCCCCCGCUCCAAGGGUGGCAGACGUGGCCCCAGAAGCCCCCGGUCGGUGUCGCCGGAGAAAGGAGGCCGAUGCUCCGGAGGGGACAAGUACCUCCACCGCCGCCGCUCCCGGUCCGCAUCGCUGCACAAACACAAGGGGAGGAGCAAGGGCAAGGCCUCCGCCCAGAAGGAGUCUCCCCACUCGCUCAGCCACACCGACUACAGCAGCGAUUCGGAGGGGUCGGCCUGCUCACACCCCUACCCGGCGGCGCGGGGGGCGGAGAAGAACCACGGGGCGCACUUGAAAAAGGUGAAGGACAGACACCACCGGGGCAGGCCAAACAGCUGCUCCCAGUCACCGGUCAAGCACUCCAGGCACAACUCCGAGAGAAGGAAGAGCCUGUCCCGAAGCAGCUCCUGGAGCUCCAUCGACUCCUCAUCCAAAUCCCGGUCGCGAUCCCGGGAGAAAAGAGCCGCACGGAGCCGGAGCCAGUCUCCAUCGCAGAAAAAAAACGCAAGCAGAGAGAAAGACAACGAGCCCCGAACACGGCACAGUGACACGGAUCCUGCCCGGGCCAGGCGUCGCUCCAGAAGCUAUUCCCCUAUCAGGAAGAGGAGGCGUGACUCUCCCAGCUUCAUGGAGCCCAGAAGAAUUACAAGUGCCCGCAAGCGCCCGAUCCCCUACUACAGACCCAGCCCUUCCUCUUCCAGCUCCCUGAGCAGCUACUCCUACAGCCGGAGCUACAGCCGGAGCUACGACAGCUACAGUACCAGCCGGAGCCGGACUCGCAGCCCCCACAGCCGCUCUCGCAGCCCGAGCCCGAGCCCCAGCUACAACAGCCGCAGCAGCUCGGAGAGCGCUGGGUUCUGA